AAUAUAUGUGUGUUAAUUAAUAUUCUUUUUCUUCUCCUAUUAAAAAAUCCAUUGUAUUUUGAAUUAAUCUCAAUUAUCACAUGCUCAUUUUAGAUUUGCUUUGUGGACUCAUUAGUAUCUAAAAUUAAUUCUGUUCGAUCGAUCGUGUUUCCGAGAUUUAAUAUUGUUUAAAAAUUUUGUUUUUCGUUUCUUACGAUAUAAUCUCACAAUUUUAUUUCUCUCCAAUUCUGAACGAUUAUCGUGCGAUCAAAGCCUAUAGGCUAUCGUUAGGUGUGUAACCCUCUUUGACGAGCAAACUCUCCAUGGUAACAAAGGUGGACUGCGAAGCUUCGAGCCGAAAGAUUUGGAUAUUCUCGUUUUUCAUCGUAUAUAUAACCUUGCCACGCGUAGUAAAAAAGUCGUGCCUCUUCCGAAUUUUCUUUCUUGCGAAAAAAAUAACCGAGAUGUUAAAAUUUCAACAACGUCCCACUCCGGAGGAUCUCAAGCUCGCCGCGUCAAUAGAACGUAAACGACAACUCGAAGAAGCGAGGAAACUGCGCAUCUUUAACCCUCGCGUUAGAAAAAUUGGAAUAGACAAGGCAUUCUUGGAUAAGCAAGUCGAGGAAAAGCAGCGGCAGCGCGAGUGGGAACAGGCGAAAGAAUGUCAAUUGGACGAGGCACUCAUUUGCAACAGCGAGCUCGCCAUGCAUUUGGAGAGGCAGCAAGAGGAGGAAAGACGGAGAAUAAACAAGGAGAUCGAGUGCUUUCGGCGGGCGCAUCAACGAACCGAGGACCGUCGAGAUUACGACCUGUAUGAUCCCGAAGCGCUAAAGAAAUCGCUCCCAUCGCGAACGGACGACGAUGAUUCAAGUCUGGGACCGGCAUCUGCGCAGAAGUUCGAGGGCGAGGAUCGCAAUCUUCGCGAGCGAUUGAAAGUACAGAGGGAACAGAUGCGUUGGUGGAUCCAGAGACAAAAAGAGGAGCGCGAGGCGGCUGAAAAGGCACGACGAGAUACCGAGGAAGCCUAUCAGGAAGUCGUCCUCUCCAGGGACAAACGCGCGAUGACUCUGGCGCAGAUGGAGGAAGAAUGCCGACGAAGGUUGAACGAAGCAACGGCGACAUUUAAUCGCGCUCUGGCCGAGGAGCAGCAGCAACGCCGUCACUGCGAAGCCAUUCAAGAUGAGGAGGACAAGAAAGCGGAAAUCUAUAAUCACGUGACUGGAGAUUUCCUCACCGAGGCUAGGGAACAGGCCGAGAGCAUUCGCGGUCCGUACAGGCCGUUGCCGGACCGAUACAAGGGCAUGACUGCGGACGAGUUGAAGGUCUUCAGAGACGCUCAGCUGGAACAAAUGGAAGAGAUUCGAAAAAUCAAAUUAGAAGAGAAAAACUUAAACGAGGAUUGGGAACACUUAAUGGAUUCGCAUCUUCAAGCUGCGUAUUUAUAUGAGCAAGAAUUAAACAAAAAAAAAUCGGAGUUUAACAAGAAAGUCGCGGAGGAAAAUUUGCAGCUUGCCGAGCAACAGAAAUUACAUCAGGAAUAUCUGAACCGUGUCAUUUAUAAAAACCAGCCAACCCCCGCCUUCUACGAGCAAUUUAACAAAGGGACACGUUGAGGCAGAAUCAUAGUCUUCACAUGUGCAGCAUUUUUUCAGGAUUGAUGUAAAUUUAAACAAUAAUUUUACAUACUUUUUUUAUAAAAAUGAUAAAUCAAUAUGUAUAUCAAUAAUUCUAUUAUAUUGGCAAAAUUGAAGCAUCUUUCAAUUAUUCUAUUGUAUUCAAAUAAAUCGAUAAAUUUCUUUUUUUUUAUAGUUCUUAUAAUUGAUUAAAUAAUCUGACUUGCAUUCAAUAAAGAAAUGUGACAAUAUCUUUGAUAUUAUCUUUAGUUGAUAAUAUUAAAUUUGCUGCUCAAUUGAUAUCUGAUCUGUUCUUUAUAUCAAUGGAUCCGACAAACAGAAAACAACUGGAUCGACUCUCGGUAACUGAGUUUACAAUAUUACAAUAACUACAUUUCUCUUGAUGCUUUCAGCGCUGAAAGCUUUGUUUGAUGUUAAAUAUAAAAUAAAAACAGAAUAAUAUGCUUACAACGCUGAAAGUGUCAAAAGAAACGCAGCUAAUACAUACAAAAAUUAAUUCACUAUCACGUAUACAAAUAAAAUAUAAUAACACGGGAAAUUAAAAUGUAAAGAAAGAAUGCCUUGUUGUGUGAUAUCAUAUAUUUUAAUUAAAUCAUUUCAUCAAGACAAGAUUGCGCUACAAUGUUUUUGUCUUUUCG
Molecule: messenger RNA, 2251 nt
Organism: Nylanderia fulva
Lineage: Eukaryota; Metazoa; Arthropoda; Insecta; Hymenoptera; Formicidae
Product: RIB43A-like with coiled-coils protein 2
Source: RefSeq, a predicted model, not a curated record